CCGGACGCUGCAGAGUCCGACAACGGCGACAACGUUGGUGAAUUGGACGAAGAGAUGACAUGUGGUGUAUGCAUGGAUAUACUUGAGAAUCCGUACUCCAUUAUACCCUGUCUGCAUUCGGUUGACUACGAGUGUCUGGAGGAAUGGUGGAAGAGUCACGAUACCUGUCCAGUGUGCGCUUCCCCAGCCAAGUUUGCGAAACGUUCGUUCCAGCUGCGCGCUAUCCUAGAGAAGUACCUCGCCACACGCCCAAAUAAGCGUCGUGAACUUGAUCCGGAUGCCGUCCCCCCGUCACAGGGAGCCACGCCAGCUGAGCUUCGACCGCGAGGCCGAAAUGGUGAUAUAAUGGAUGACUUUGAGGACGACGAAGAGGCAGAGGAGGAAGAGGGGGAGCUUGACAACCCCGAUGUGGGCCGGCUUGUGUGGCCUUGUUUCUGCUGCGAACCCGGGAAUAACUUUGGUCACGUCUGCCCUGAUCCCAUUCCCGAGCCAACUCAAGAGGAGAAAGACGAAGCUCAGGAGCUGAGGGGGCCAACAGCCACAGUUCCACCGGAAAGGGGACAAUACAUAGUGUUGAUUUUGGAGGCACUCGCAAGGGGAAAACCCGGUGCAGACGCACACGCAGAAUGCAUCACCUGUCAUCGGUAUAUUCCAAAGUAUCGUCAGCCCGAGAAAGACCAAUGUGCAAAGUGUGGGAAAUGGUCAUGUCGGCAGUACGAUCCUCAAGGUUGCCCGGGAGGAAUAUUUGCGGACCUUGAGCCGCGAGACAAUUGCGAUUUUCCGCAAGCAGGCUUCUUGGCAUGGUGGAGCAUCGGUAAUUGUUGGCGCAAUAUGCCGAAUCGACCCAUGUCCAUGAACCAGUACGAGCUCCAGGUCCUGGAAGGUCAUGCUACGACGGCUGCCCUUACUGCGCCGAUACUUUUUUCCACGAUAUGCAAAGCAAAGCUGGACUCCAUAUUGACCGAUGCAGAAUCGUCCGAGCAGGCAAAAGUAGUCGCCAAACGUUGCUGGGGCGAAAAGGCUCAUUUCUGUAACAUAUGCAGAAAUGACAUUUUGAGGGACGAGCUUCUGGGGUGGUGGAUGAAGGAACGACCGUCUGCAAACCUGGAUGCUGCAAUCAUGGCAAGACCUGAUUGUUGGUACGGGAUCGAAUGUCGAACACAGGGUCACAAUCACGCUCAUGCUGGGAAGCUGAAUCACAUAUGCGAGAACUCUCGCCCCCCGCAAGCGAAUAUUCCGGCUGUACCUGCCCCUCCGAUACCUGCCGGCGCGGACAACAACGCUUUGCAGGCGCCACCUCACGUGCCAUGAGGAAGGAAUCCGCGCGUCGUGCCAUGACAGGGUCUCACGAGCGUCUAUUCUCGGAAGGUUGGUUGAUGGAACGCAAAUUAAAGCUAUGUCGUUCCAGCUCAAUCUCUUAUGUUGCGGUGCAUGUCGUCCACAAGCGCAGGGUGGGAUGUGCGGAAAAGGUGUUUUUCGUCCAGGGUCCAGUCCCUAUGCUUGGCAUCGCUGAAUCUGGGGUUUCCUGCGGCGGAAUUCCGGAGGCAAUGACUUGCUUGAUGGGGGUUGCUUGAUGGGGGUUGCCUCGCACGUUGCUCAGUGGGUCACGAACACUGAGGACCGCCUUGUUAUCUCGUACUUCCUGUGCUCAGCCUUACUUUCUCUUUCAGUCACGAUCGGAUGGGAUCCACCCUGAUUCGGAAAUGAGGCGCUGCACCCUGAGCAACCGUGCCCUGAGCCGCGUUGAGCGGGGCCACACAUGAGGCGCUCCCACUACUCCACUGCUAAAUACUACUUAAGAGGCGUCGUGCACUUGCUGAACCAUACUCCCAAGUUUAUUGACCACCACCCCAUGCAAGAUGGUUUCUUCUCUUCUCACUGCUGUCGCGUGUACGCUUGCCUUUCUCGGCGACACCCAGGCGGUCUUAUUGCCGGUGACCGCACAAUUUAAGCGCGGACCAAAGCCCGAGCGUCGCAGAAGCACCCAAACGGGCAUCUUGACUCUUGGCGACCAGCAUGAUAUCAGUUACGUCUCGGACCUUACUAUUGGAGGGGAGACUUUUGUCGUGUCUCUCGAUACUGGAAGUUCCGAUUUGAACAUUGAAGGGAAUGUCCCCGGAGCAAAUGAUCAAAAUGUACAAAUCCCCGUCAGGUUUGCGGUCGGCGAGCUUGAUGGCGUGAUGUCAUUUGUUGAUGUUGAAUUCGGAGGCUAUUUGGUAAAAGAUCAAAUAUUCAAUCACGUCCCUACCCAACAGAGCAGUGCUGAUGACGGCCUUCUCGGACUGGGACCGUCUUACGCCUCUAUCAACUGGAAUACCGCCCAGCCCUACAUCAAGGCUGGUCAACUACCUCACAAUGCUGGCGAUUCCCUCUUGGACCGUAUUUUCCAGGCGUCCUCCAACACCGCCAAUUGUAUCGCUAUCUAUAUGUCGCGAAACGAGGAUCCCAGCUCGAGUAACGUUGGACAGGGAGUCUUUACCAUCUCUGAGGUUCUCACCCAAUACAAGCAAGUUAUGAACAUACCUGUUCUUCCCGUCGUCCAAUCGUCAAACAUGUUGGAACAGCAUUUCUCAGUUGUUCUUGAUAGUGCAAUUGGCAACAAUGGCCAGGCUAUAUCCCUUCCCAAGUCAUCCGUACCAGGUGUACCCGCAGGCAAGAUGGUCACAAUCUUCGAUACGGGCUAUACAUUCCCUCAAGUUCCUGCUGCGAUUGCGACUGCCAUCUAUGGCGGUGUUUCUGGUGCCAAACAGCAAACCUUGAGUGACGGAGGUGUCUGGUGGACGUUGCCAUGCACCACGGAGGUCAACGCCGCGUUUGUCUUCGCCGGAAAAACAUAUCCGAUUCACCCGCUCGACCUCAAUUUCCAAGGCAAUAUCGUUUUCUCAGAUCUUCCGCAAGGCACAUGCGUCGGUGCUUUCCAGGCUAUUACGAAUGAUGCCGCCCAAGCCCUCGACGGACAGGCGGAUAUGAUUUUGGGCAUGGCGUUCCUUCGUAACGUCUACAGCUUGUUUAACUACGGCGACUGGAUCGACUCCAAUAUGGACCAGCAAUACGAGCCGUACGUGCAGCUGCUGAGCAUCACCGAUCCCACCACUGCGGCCAACGAGUUCCAUCAAGUGCGGAGUGGUAGCUCUGCUUCUGGCGGUCUUGCUCAGGCCUCGCUCGACUUGUCCACCACUCCGGCUUCGUCACAGACAGUUAACAGCACCCUGGACUGGAUCAAGUCGCAUCUGUAUAUCGUCAUCCCCGCAGCUGUCGGUGCUGUGAUUCUCGUCGUUCUCUUGAUCAUUGGAUGCUGCAUCUGCUGUCGUCGCAGAAAUGCCAAAUCGAAGUAUCAAAACCUCUCGGCACCCGCACCAGGCCAUGGCCCUAGCCCGAACCCUGGACACUCCGCAUAUGCCUCGCCAUAUUCAGAAAAACGCUUCGAUAUGGGCUACACCUACGCGGCGAAGACCCCUGCACCAGCUUACGACGAUCCUUACUCUAAUCGAGGACUGCUCGAGAAGGGAGACGCUUAGUGGAGGAUUGUGACGAUUUCUCUUUUCCCUAUUGGGCUUCGAUAUGAGGAGCAUUUUCAAGGACUGUCCGGACGAUUAUCUCAUAACAGUACACAACACCAACGACUGCUCAGUGCCUUUCAUAGUUUGAGUGCGUAAUUG
Messenger RNA from Dacryopinax primogenitus, 3659 nucleotides. RefSeq names its product acid protease. Gene Ontology annotation, biological process: proteolysis. Gene Ontology annotation, molecular function: aspartic-type endopeptidase activity. The record is from RefSeq and is a predicted model, not a curated record. Bases 1860 to 3518 code for a protein of 552 amino acids. NCBI's taxonomy places the organism in Eukaryota, Fungi, Basidiomycota, Dacrymycetes, Dacrymycetales, Dacrymycetaceae. The transcript is spliced from 14 exons.